This is a messenger RNA of Patella vulgata (common limpet), 5391 nucleotides long. Its product is annotated as sodium- and chloride-dependent glycine transporter 1. Gene Ontology annotation, cellular component: membrane. The record is from RefSeq and is a predicted model, not a curated record. Lineage: Eukaryota; Metazoa; Mollusca; Gastropoda; Patellidae. Gene Ontology annotation, biological process: sodium ion transmembrane transport. The coding region runs from base 124 to 2121 and encodes 665 amino acids. The transcript is spliced from 14 exons.
CUCUCCGGUUAGUAAUCAUUCACGGCAUUUUUAGACGGAAGGGCGACUAAAUUAGUUAAUUUUAUGAAAGGUUGAAGAUUUUGCUGUGUGCAGAUAUUUUACUCCUUUAAAAUAUUGAAGAUCAUGGGAUUACCCAAGGUUCAAGAAAUGAAAGAUUUUGAGAAUCCUGAACCACAAAGUAAAAUAGAUGAAACCAGUCUGACUGGUAGCAUGAGUUCUGAUGCAAGCAGCGAUGACUUCAAGACAGAAAGAGGAAACUGGAAGGGAAAGAUGGACUUCCUCCUGUCAUUGAUUGGCUAUGCUGUGGGACUUGGAAAUAUUUGGAGAUUUCCUUAUCUUUGUUACAGAAGUGGAGGAGGAGCAUUUUUGAUACCAUACUUGUUCUUUAUGGUGGUGUGUGGUAUGCCACUUUUUUUUAUGGAGAUUGCAUAUGGUCAGUUUGCUAGCUUGAGCCCUGUCACCAUCUGGUCAAUAAGUCCAUUAUUUAAAGGUGUUGGUUAUGGUAUGGUUAUUAUAUCUGGUAUUGUUUGUAUCUACUAUAAUAUUAUUAUAGCAUGGACGCUAUAUUAUUUAUUUGUCUCCAUGCAAUCUGUUCUGCCAUGGAGUAAUUGUGAUAAUGAUUGGAAUACAGAACAAUGUGCUUUAAGUGGGUCCAUGAAUAGCACAGUAUCUAAUUAUUCAACAAAUGGAAACUUUUCAUCAUUUAUGUUAAAUAGUACUUUAAUGGCUUCAAAUGUAACCAAGAUUCCACCAAGUCAGGAAUUUUGGCAAAGACAAGUUUUACAACUUACUGAAGGUAUUGAGAAUCUUGGUGGUAUUAGGUAUGAAUUGCUUGGUUGUUUAGCUCUGGCCUGGGUCAUUGUAUUUCUGUGUUUAUGUAAAGGUGUUCAAUCCUCUGGAAAAGUUGUAUAUGUAACUGCUACCUUUCCCUACCUGGUUUUAGUUAUUCUAUUAGUACGAGGUGUAACUUUACCUGGCGCCAUGGAUGGUCUUAGAUUCUACCUGAUUCCUGAUUGGGACAAACUCUUUACAUUAAAGGUAUGGGGUGAUGCUGCUGUACAAAUAUUCUAUUCUAUGGGUAUGGCUUGGGGUGGUUUAAUUACCAUGUCUUCUUACAAUAAAUUCAAUAAUAAUGUUUACAGAGAUGCUAUUAUGGUCCCGCUGAUGAACUGUGGUACAAGUAUUUUUGCUGGUUUGGUUAUUUUCUCGAUUCUGGGUUUUAUGGCUAAAGAAACUGGUGUACAUAUAUCUGAGGUCGCUACACAAGGUCCAGGUUUAGCUUUUGUUGCCUACCCAGCAGCCAUUUCCAGAUUACCAAUAUCUCCAUUGUGGGCUAUUUUAUUCUUCUUAAUGUUGUUGACCGUUGGUCUCGACACACAGUUUGGUAUGUUUGAAACUAUGACCAGUGCCUUUGUGGAUGAAUUUCCUCAGUUUUUGAGAAACAAGAAAUUGAUCUUCACAGUUGUCAUGUGUUUGGUGGAGUUUGUGUUAGGUAUUCCAUGUAUCAUGCAGGGUGGUGUGUACAUUCUACAGAUCAUGGAUUGGUAUGCUUCUUCCUUUUCCCUUAUGUUAAUGUCUCUUGCUGAAUGUAUUGUAAUUGCAUGGGUUUAUGGAGCUGAUCGAUUUUACAAGGAUAUUGAAUUAAUGAUUGGAUACCAACCUUGUAUUUGGUGGAAGAUUUGCUGGAAAUUCAUAACACCUAUUAUCAUUCUUAGCAUCUGGAUAUUUAGUGUUGCUUCUUUGGAACCUGUGUCAUACAAAGACUACCAAUAUCCAGCAUGGGCUAUUGGAUUUGGUUGGGCAUUAAGUUUAGUCUCAUUUUUGCCUUUACCAGUGUUAGCUAUUUAUCAGAUUUAUCAUGAAGAAGGACCUCUGUUACAGAGAAUUAUACAUUUGUCCAAGCCAGCAUCAAAUUGGGGUCCAGCUUUACAAAAACAUCGAGAAGAAUAUCUGGCAACACUAGAGCCAAGACAACGACCUGCAUUUACACCAGUUACUGCCCCUAUCUAUCUACCUACCACCAUUCCUACCAUUUGUGAAAAAAGUGCAGCACCUUUUCCAGAAGAGGUUACUUUAUUAAGUUCCCGUGAAAAUAUUUCAGGUCCAGAUUCAAAAUGCUAGUCAAAAGUUUGAAUUUACCAUGAAUCCAAAGAAAUCAAAAUUUAAUGUCAAGAAACAAACAAAAAUUUCACUUUACCAUUUUAUGAAUUGAGCGUUUUAUUUGAGGAUUUUUUUCCUGGUGAAUGUAGGUGGUCACUAUAUUAUUUUAAAGUAUUUUUACUCAGUCUAAUUCUAAUUAAGUUAGUGUAUGUAUACAUUCAUUUUUUUUUUAUAAACCUUCAAAAUACAGUACAGUUAAAAGCAUUAGAUAAUAAGAUUUGUACAGUACAAGUCUCCUUCAAUAUCACAGAAACUGACACCCUGUUGAAUGAUAAACCAAUGACCUAGCCAAUCAAAUAAACAGUUAUUAUUUAUUCAUGUCAUCAUUAUCAAUCAGUUGGUAAGCAUCUUAAGUCUAGUUUAAGUGAUUUGAAAUUGCAAAAGUAUAUAUUUGAGGUUAUUAAUUUGAAUUAGAUUGAGAAUUUUCAUUUUGUAUAAUAUGUUAGAAUUGAAUGAUUGUAUCAGUGGGUCAUAUAUAUACGAUAAUUUCUUCAAUCAUGUUCAAGGAUUACCAGAAAAGAGCACAUCUAAUUAUAUUAGUAACCUUCAAUAGCUAUACUACAUUUAGUGUAUGAUUCUUAGUUUAAAAUUAUAGUUGAAAGUCUGAAUUGAUUGUCAUUGAAGUUGACUGACUAAAGUUGAUAGCUAUAGUGGGUUAUUACUACGCAAAUUCCAAAAUGAUAAUUGGUGUCCUCAGUAUGAUUGAAGAAAAUUGUUUUAUACAAUGAGAUAUUUUAUAUUGUUUUGAUGUGGUUUUUGAUGUAAUGAUCUAUCCAUGUUAUACAUGGUCAUUUUUGUUGCGGUGGUCAGAAGUUUUAAAAGUUGAUACUUAUAGACAAUGAACCAGCCACUGUGGUAUCAUAAUUAAUCUACAAAAUUAAAAAUAUCUGAAUAAUGCUGUUUUCCAAUCAUGCCAUCCAUAAAGGCAAUCAUUAACACCCCUAAAAAAUGCUUUCUUAAUACUCUAUUUUAAAAUCCAUGUCAAAUUCAGUGUGUAAUGUUUGUUUUUAAGUGCAAAUCAAAUGUUAUUUAGUUGUGGUAAUGUUGUACCAAAUACGAGGGCUGACAAAAAGUUCUAAGCCUGAAAAGGAUAGAUGUGCUGGGUUGAAACAAAAUUUUGCCACCAACAAGUACAGUCAUUGAAUGAAUCAUAGACAUAAGAACUGCAAUUGUAGUGUUAUUAUUGUCUUCUUACCAAGCCAUCUUGUAAACCUACCCAUUGAAUUCACCAAAAAAUGGAAAAAAAUUGCUAUAGGGCAAUUAUCAAGUACCUGAAACUGAAACGACUAACCCCAACCAACACAAGAACCUGACGAUGACCUGCGUCCUGGAAGGCCAUCAACAGUAACUAAAAAAAAUUACCUGGGUCCAUGACAUGGUGAUGGCUGAUCUAUGAUUGACCACUCAACAUAUUGCCAUGAGAGGGUUAAGCACAUUAUCUCCAAUGAGUCAUCACUUUUAACCUGAAUCCAAAAUUCAGUCAUUUUCCUAGUAAUGAUGAUUUUUUUAGGGUGGCUGAAGGGGACUAUAUAGGAAAAUAAAUGGAAACCAUUGACUUUGUACAGGUCUUUCACAGAUAUGCUUAGAACUUUCCAGCCAGCCAUCAUAUUAUUUUAACUUUCAUGUAUUAGAGGAUAAAUACCAAAGAAUUAAAGAUUAAACAGAUAAUGAAUUUCGACAAAGAGUGCAACUGCUGUCAAUUUAAAUUUGCCUUUAUUUUGUACUUCCACCAAAGGGAGAAAUUUACUCAAAAAUUAUGUGCCAUAAAUGUGUCUGUAACAUUUAUACACCUUUAAUUGCACGCAGAUAAUAUGCUGUCAUUGGAAGUGGUGUUAUUGUGUUUUUCUGAAAACAAAUAAGUUACAGCCAGUCUUAUUAUUCAUGGGAUUUGAUUAAUGUUAAAAAAAAGAGCAUUAGAUAUUUUCCCUAUAUUUGGAAUCAAAACUCUUCAUUUUUCAUUGGUGGUACAUAUUAGAAUUUGGAUAUAUAUGGAAAUUACUGCCAUAUUCCUGUUCAUUAAUAAUCCACCCGAGAAAUUUUAAUUGACAAGUUUAUGCCAAACUAAUAAUUAUCAUCUUAUUAUCAGGUAAUAUUUUGUGUACAUUUUCUUAAAAUUUUUAUUUGAUAUAUUAAAAAGGUCCGACCAAAGAGUUAUUGUUUAAAUUAUGUCAAUUUCCAGAUAUUAUCAAUAAACUUAACUUACCCCACUAAGCCUUCUUUUUGUCAAUGACCAAUUUAUCAAAAUACUUUAACUGACAGAACAAUGACAAUGUUUUUAAUUACUGUAAUAUUUAUUUCAUAAUUAUCCCCCGCCUUUCGAAGAAAGCGGGAAACUAUUAAAAUGGGUCUGUCUGUCCAUGCAUCUGUCUGUCUGUCUGCCUGCCUGUCUGCCCAUCACACUUUUUGGGAUACAAUAACUCUGCUUCUAAUUGACCUUAAAUUUUCAAACUUGGUAUAGGUGUUGAUUAUGUGAAUGCCUUGACUGAGUUCGAUAUGAGAAUUUUUUGCUUAGGUUAAGCAGAGAUAUGCAAUUUGAUUGGUCGAUGCUUUGGGACAUUAUAACGUCUAAUUAAGCCAGAGUAAUGAAACUAGUUUUAUAGUUUCAUUGAGUAAUGAAACUAGUUUUAUAGUUUCAUUACAUCAAUACCUUGACUGUGGUAAAACUUGGCGUAGAUCAUCAUGUCAUCUAAUGCCUUUUUCCAUUUGGCGGGGGACAUCGCUGUUGGCUUAUUUUACAUUAUUAAGAUUGUUGGUAAUCAUGGGAGUAUUGGAAAUAACAAUAGAAUUGUAUUGAAACUUCGGUCAUUCUUAUUGCCACAUAUAAAGUUGUUACAGAAUGACCAUAUACUUACUAUAUCUGGCAACUAGUUCAUGAUUUUAGAAUGUGGUAGUAGUUUUACCUGGUUCAGAGGUUGUCUGAAGAUAUAUCACUUUGUAUUUUGUAUAUUCUAUAGUCUGUUCAGUUAAACUAUGUUCCAUAUGCUCCAUGUGAAGUCACUUUAAAUAUUGUCUGUCAAUGAAACAAAAUUAAAUUUUACAUGAUUUGAUUACAUAGUGUCAUAGCUCAAAAUUAAUCUUCUGAUACUCACAAUUUUUGUAUUUAAUGUCAAAAUUUUCCUUUUAAUAUUUAAAGGGGGAACUAAUUAUAUUACUUGUUUUAAUCAUGUCACAUUUUUUGUGAAAUUAUUUUAUUUAAAAUAAACAUAUCAACUCAAAUAUGUGGGUAUUUAA